Molecule: messenger RNA, 502 nt
Organism: Ceratosolen solmsi marchali
Lineage: Eukaryota; Metazoa; Arthropoda; Insecta; Hymenoptera; Agaonidae
Exons: 3
Coding region: 62-502 (146 amino acids)
Source: RefSeq, a predicted model, not a curated record
UUCAUAAUUUUUAAUUUUUUGUAAACUAUACAAUCAAAAGAUCGCAUUUUUUAUAUUAAUAAUGUGUGAGGAACAUCGAACACAAUUCAUGAUAAACGAGAAAAAGAUAUAUAUAAGUUUAAACUGUCAGUUAAUAGAAAAUAAAUCAACAGGUUCUAUUAGAAAAAUUGUUAAAAGACUGUGGAAACAAUUACGAUUUAAUGAGUGGACAUUUACACUACUUCUCUUCACAUUUUCUUUGUCUAUUCUUCUUGGAAAAUUAUCUCUUAAUCACAGACCUUCAAAUAGAUAUAAUUACCUAUUUAAGGCAACUUUUAGUGGCUUAGCUACUAUUGGAAUUACUUGGUUUAUUAUUUAUAAAGAUAGUACUGUGCCUGGUGUCAAUCCACCUUCUCCAUUUAGCCCUAUAAAGAGAAGAUCCAUUGAAUCUCAAUCAUUACAAAUAAAUUAUUUUGUUGGAUUUUUGAAUGGAUUACUUAUAUUUUUUUAUAUGUGUAUUUAA